AUGAUCGCACUCGUACCUUUUGUCAUUAUCGCUGGUGCUGCUACCUUAUCCGUAGCCCAAACCACCAUCACCGUCAAUGUUGGCAGUAAAUUUCAACAAAUCGAUGGCUUCGGCUUUUCGCAAGCAUUUGGAAGAGCCAGAGAAUUUCAAAGCGCCAAUGCCACUGCGCAGAAGCAAGCCCUCGAUCUUCUGUUCAGUACCAGCACCGGUGCCGGCUUCAGCAUCAUCCGCAACCGUAUCGGAUCGGGCGGUGCAGGGGACAGCAUCGAACCGAACAACCCCGGCUCUCCAUCCGCGGCGCCGAACUACGUGUGGGAUAACAAUGACAGUGGGCAAUUAUGGUUCACACAGCAGGCCGUCUCAUACGGUGUAAAGACUAUCUAUGCCGAUGCAUGGGGUGCACCUGGUUUCAUGAAGACCAGCGGUUCGGACUCAUCCCCUGGUUAUCUCUGUGGCACCACUGGCCAUUCUUGUUCCUCGGGUGACUGGAGACAAGCGUAUGCAAACUUUCUAGUGCAAUACGUCAAAUACUACGCAGCAGCAGGCUACAACAUCACGCAUCUGGGAUUCCUGAACGAACCAGAUUACCAGACGACGUACUCUCAGAUGCAGAUCAGCUCGAACGCUCAGGAAGCCAUCUCAUUCAUCCCGAUCCUUUCCAGCACGGUGAAAGCAGCGGGCCUCAACACCAAACUCACAUGCUGCGACGCAACUGGAUGGACGACUCAGAGCACUUACACAACCAACCUAGUCAAUGCCGGGUCGACUCAAUACUUAAGCGUGAUCACGUCUCAUUCUUACAGCUCAGACGCUACUUCGCCUCUCAGCCAGACAUCGUUGCCAAAAUGGAACACAGAAGGGGGCCCUAGCACACCGUUUGUCAAGACGUGGUACAGCAAUGGAGGGACAAACGAAGGCUUCACGUGGGCGAACAAAAUCGCUGUUGCCAUGGUUAAUGCACAGCUCUCGGCGUAUCUGUUCUGGGAAGGGUUUGAGAUUCAGCAAUCGCAGUCCGGCAGCCACUUGAUCGACGCACUCGACAGGCAGACGGCGACCCCGUCAGGCAUCUUCUGGGCCUUUGCCAUGUGGUCCAGAUACAUUCGACCGGGCGCUUCCAGAGUAGCAACUUCAGGAUCCUUAUCCAACGUCAUUAUCGGUGCCUUCCAGAACACGGAUCGCUCCAUCGUCGUCGUCUUCACAAACAGCGGGACGUCGGCACAGUCGGCUAGAGUGUCAUUCAGCGGCUUCACGCCAACGUCCGCUGCUGCGUAUGUGACUGACAACAGUCACACCUUCUCAACCACGUCGGCAGGACUCUCUGGCGGCGCCAUCACAGUAUCUGUGCCCAGCAAGGGAGUUGUUACGGUGAAGCUGACUUGA
Trichoderma reesei QM6a is the source of this 1380-nucleotide messenger RNA. Its product is annotated as glycoside hydrolase family GH30. Gene Ontology annotation, molecular function: glucosylceramidase activity. Lineage: Eukaryota; Fungi; Ascomycota; Sordariomycetes; Hypocreales; Hypocreaceae. The transcript is spliced from 2 exons. Bases 1 to 1380 code for a protein of 459 amino acids. The record is from RefSeq and is a predicted model, not a curated record. Gene Ontology annotation, biological process: sphingolipid metabolic process.